Molecule: messenger RNA, 3715 nt
Organism: Pseudo-nitzschia multistriata
Lineage: Eukaryota; Bacillariophyta; Bacillariophyceae; Bacillariales; Bacillariaceae
Source: the annotation of a GenBank genome assembly
UGCGGCACAAGGUGUAAAAUGCUAAGGUAAGAUGUGGGAAAAUGAAUAAUGAAUGCUACGUGACAGCAUGGAAAGGAAAAUCGUGCUGUUUUGUUUGCCUUCCAGAUCUGCCAUAUUCUAGAACAAAAAAGUACAUUUUUGUAUUGGUUGGAACAGUAGUGGUGUACUUCACAGAACAAUCUGAAGGAAAAUUGAUAGAAUUGUAUAAUAUGGAACAACCUCAGCGGAGAAAUCUUUCAAAACAGCAUGGCAAUCUGCUACUUCUGGCGGUAGCCGUUCUCGCCCUUGCCUCGACGACGAAUGUGCAGGCUUUUUCGACACCUUCCUGGACCAAGAAAGCAGCAACAACAUCUCGGCUUCAUUCCUCUGUGGGCGUCACAAGCAAUGAUGCGUCCCUCUCUUCUGCCGUUGGAAUCAGCGAGAGAGCGUUCCGCCGAGAACUCGGCUCCCAAGAAAAUCUCAUGCUCCCCCGGCAAUACGGAGUAAAUGCCGACGUCGUCUUUCCCUCGAUGAAUCACGUUAGCUGCGCAACACUGACCAAAGACAGCGCCAUCCCUAGCGCCGCUGCUCUGAAGCACGCAAUUUCAAAAGUAAUGGAGGCCCACCCCCUACUGAGAGCGACGGUGGAAGGCGACGGUGAACCCGACGAGCGUAUCGACCUGUUCAAGAUGGUCCGCAAGGGUGACAAUCAGCCAUGCACGUUCGCAGCCAACGAAAGCGACCUAGAAGCCUGUGAUGUACUCAGGCUGAUCAACGUGGAAGGUGGAGCCGACGAGCUCGAGGCAAGCUGGAGGGCCUCCUUUGAGAGCGACCUCGACGACGGCAGCACCUGGUGCAACGUUCAGGGAAAGAGCACUCCGCUGUGGAAGCUCGAGCUCCAUCGAUCCUCGGGGGAUGGUGGUGCAGCGCUCUUGCUGUCCUUCAAUCACGCUAUUUCCGACCAGAGCAGCGCCAGCAAGCUGACGGACCAGAUCUUAGCGCUGGCCUCCGAUUAUGACCAGAACAAAAGCGAGGUUUCAAAAACCCCUGCGAAGCAGGCCAUCCCGCCCUCGUUGGAAGAAUCCGUCCUCGGAACCGGCAACCGCUUUAAGGAUAUCCAGGCUGGGGGCUUUGGACUCGGGACCAUCCGGUAUAUUGCCGGAAAGGCUCUUGAAGAAGCCAAAGCCCCUGUAAUUCUGCCAGACGAUGCCUUCAAUAGCCAGGGGGGCGGCCUGAUGGGGGCCCUUACGACCAUUUCGGGGAAUGCGGCUGGUGGUGACGACUCGAAGAGCGGGGAAAGGACUUCCGCCCUCGCCUUUCGAUCGCUCUCGAAAGAGACCACCGAACAACUCCUUGGGGCCUGUCGAAAGAACGGUGUCACAAUCACCAACGCUCUGUCAGCAGCGUCGACGUUGGUUGCCACGGACUUCGUAGGAAAUGAGGCUAGCAACAAGGAACGAAACUACAAGGUUUUGCAGUCGCUCGACAUGCGGCGUUUCGGUGCCCGCCUGGACAAGGGCGAAUCGGUCGGUUGCUUGGCCGGAAGCAUGGACCUUAUGCACGGGCCGUUGCCCGACGGCUCUGGCAGAGCCCUCCUAUUGGACCCAUCGAGCGAGAAGCUCGAUCGCUUUUGGGAGCUAGCCCGCGAGGGAAAGCAGCAAACCGAGAACUUUGUCGAUUCUGACGGGCCUGUACACGCCGUCCGGGUCUUUGACUUUGCCAUGACCAUCUCGGACCUGAACAACCUCGUCCACCUCACGGCCCAGUCGAAGGACAGCCAGGGACGGGCAUAUUCGGCCGGAUUCACCAAUGCCGGUGUCUACGAACGCCUCGAUGCAUUUGAACUAGAAGAAGAAGGAACGGCUAAAACCAGUGUGCGUUAUCUAUUUUUGUAUGGUGUUUGAGAAGGUACUGGGGAUGUCAUGGAAAUUCAUGGUAUUAUUUUGUGUUCUUAUUGUGUGGAUGCACUCACGUAGUUUCCUUCAUUCUUCUCUUUUCACAUGUUGUCCCUUCUGUUGGUUUUUUUGUUUCCUACCAUUCCAUCAUAGACGCAACAUGGAAAGUACAAGAUCGACGAUAUAUACUAUGCAGCCUCCAAUGCACGAAGCGGAAGCUUGUACCGAUUUUCGUGCAUUACCGUCAAUGGGGAAAUGAAAUUCACCUUCCACCCUGCAACGCCCAUUGUUUCAGAAGAAACGAACCAGAAAUUUGCCGAUGCACUCCUCGAUGUUCUCAGGGUAGUCAGUGGUAGUGAUGAGGAACUGGUAUCCAAAACUGCAACUGCAAACGACUCAUCACCCAGUGGAGGAGAUAACAACGGUAACGGCGACGGUCCAUUGGGAUUUUUGCCCAAGAAUUCACUGGUGCUGGCAGCGGCUGCUAUUGGAUCGGUGGCGGUGCUCUCUCACGCCGGAGCGUAUGCCGACUUUUAUUCCUCCAUCCAGGAAAUGAAGGCCAACGUCGAAGAUCCAGCUGAUUUUUCGGCUGCUCUCAACUUCUGGAUCUUCUUUGCCGUCGGCCACCCUAUCCUCCAGCCCAUUCUAUGGAUUUCGGACGUUCUCCACGGAAGCCCCGGCCCGAUGGUCGGUGACUUGGUGCCCCUUACGUUUAUUCUGGGCAACGUUGUGGCAAUUGCGGCCAUUACCUACAUUGCGGAAAUCCGAAACGCUGUCAAUGUCGCUGCUGUAUUUGCCUUCUUCGCCUACAUCGGAGCCGGAUUGGAUGGACAGGCCGGCAUGGGAGACUUCAAUCUGCAGAUCGAUGACAGCUAUAAGGGACAGAUUGUUAAGGGCUGUCCGGCGUAUGAAGAGGUCCGACAACCUAGUAUGAACGAUUUCGAUCUCGAGAAAUACCAGGGCCUUUGGUACGAGCAGAAAUUCCACGACUGGACGCAAUUUAAAGAAGUGUACGACACGACUCUAGACAUCAAGGUGCGUUUGAUCUAGUCUUAUUGCUGGUUGACUUUUGUUCUCUGUUCGACGGCAUGAUUCUUUUCUCUUUUCGAUUUUUUGGUUUCGUCCACUCUCAAUUGAGAUGACUUUUACUUUUCAUUGUUCGAAUCAGCUCACCGAUGGUGGCAGGGGAUGGAUCGACGACUUUGCCGUCAAGGGCCCUGCUCCCGACUCCGCUCCCCUCUCUUGGGACAAGUCCCCCGUCGCCAACGGAGCGCACUACUUCUUGUUUGGCCGUGUCGAUCCCAACGAUCCCAAGGGAAUCCUGCGCGAAAAGGGAUUCGGUGUGGAGUUCCCCAAUUACAUCGUGGACGUGAAAAAGGAUCCGGAAACCGGCGAAUACAAGGAGGCCAUCCAGUUCCAGUGCCUCGAACGCGGUGGGGUCCGCGUCUUUGAGGGCAUCAACUUUAUGUCCCGAAAUCCGACCAUGACCGACUCCGAGCUGGACGCCAUGCACAAGCGUGCCGAGCAGGCGGGCAUGUAUCCCUAUGGUGCCAGUCCCGAGCAGAUGCACCGGGUGGCGACGCGGCCAAUCGACGCGCCCCCGAUCGACAACAGCUGGCAGGCUAUGUGGCGGUUUAUCGGCGUCGACAAGCUCCUGGAGCUGCUUACCGAGUCUAUCGAGGACGGAGGAAGAUAAACCAAAGGAAAUGAUGUUGUGAUAAUUACGAAAUGAUUUGCGGCAAGAACUUGUUUUCCCAGUCUAGUGUAAACACCAAAAAAACUGCCAAAUGGUAUUACGGUGAUUAGGACGGGUGGAUGGUUACUAAAAUGAGAGUUUUGUG